This is a messenger RNA of Pararge aegeria (speckled wood butterfly), 945 nucleotides long. It is a transcript of the gene CAHbeta, whose product is annotated as beta carbonic anhydrase 1. The transcript is spliced from 5 exons. NCBI's taxonomy places the organism in Eukaryota, Metazoa, Arthropoda, Insecta, Lepidoptera, Nymphalidae. Gene Ontology annotation, molecular function: zinc ion binding; carbonate dehydratase activity. The record is from RefSeq and is a predicted model, not a curated record. The coding region runs from base 131 to 895 and encodes 254 amino acids.
CCCGCGAUAAGCUUGUGGCAUCGCACAUGAAGGUCAGAGAUGUCAAAACGGAUCUACUCUACACACAUGGACGAAGCCCUCGUAUUUCUUGACCUAGUUGUAGCGGGCUAAGGCUUGCUUAGUUCCCACGAUGGAUCGAAUAUUGCGGGGUAUCAUGCGUUAUCGUAUUUUGGACCGGGCAACCAUGGUUAAACAGUUCCAAGAAGUCAAGGAUAAUCCGGUGCCAAAAGCCAUAUUUUACACUUGCAUGGACAGCAGAAUGAUACCCACGAGGUUUACAGAAACUUGUGUAGGAGAUAUGUUUGUUGUUAGAAAUGCUGGAAAUCUUAUACCCCAUUCACAACAUUUUGUAGAUGAGAUGACUAGUUGUGAACCCGCUGGCUUAGAACUAAGCUGUAUUGUAAAUGAUAUCAGACACGUAAUUGUGUGUGGACAUAGUGACUGCAAAGCCAUGAAUCUACUGUAUAAACUUAAGAGUAAAGAAGAAUCGAGUAUAGAACAAAGAAGAAUCUCUCCAUUAAAAUCAUGGCUCUGUUCUCACGGGAAAUCUAGUUUAGACAAGUUUCUUGAUAUUGGUGGUGAUUUUGAAAAGCCAAUACUAUUUACUGCUGAAACGCCACAGAGAAAAUUUGUAGCAUAUAUUGAUCCUGAAAACAAAUUUUGUAUUGAAGAUAAAUUGUCUCAGGUUAACACAUUGCAACAACUUCAGAACAUUGCAUCCUAUGGAAUGUUAAAAAAACGCCUUCAGAAGCAUGACUUACAUAUACAUGCUUUGUGGUUCGAUAUUUAUACAGGAGAUAUAUACUAUUUUAGCAGACGAGCUAAAAGGUUUCUUAUAAUAGACGAAUCAAGUUAUGAAAUAAUUUUAGCAGAAAUCAGGAGAUAUUAUUCCUAAAUCUGAAAUGUCAGUAUCAGUAUAGUUAUUUAGUUUAUUAUCUCGUUUUU